AUGGAGCACGCAGCACUAUGCGCAUCCAACUACACAACGCCAAAAUGCUUACGUAAAGAGGCAUCUUGUGAUCUCAGGAGGCUCCAGUCCCUGCUUGCUAAAAGCAAUCCCAGAAAAGAGGUGGCAAAAGGAUGCAGCAGCCGAGCCAGCAGUUCCCCACAUCCUCCAAAACACUCCCGAAGACACGUGGGUGACAAAGACAUCUGCAACGAAGACAUGACAUACAAAGACCAGCGAUAUUUCAGCAGCCACCCUCUCAGCAAGUUGUUCUCUGAUAUUCUUGUCUCUUUGGUCAAGAAUCGACUCUGCAGUGAAUGGAUUGACCAGGCCCCGUCUGAGUCGGCCCUCAGAAGAGUUCUUCAUCAGCUCCAAGGCAUCAGUUCACUCGCCAGGUAUAUGGAGUCUGUCACUGCCAAGUACAUGACUGGUGGCGAGCAGUGGUUUGCAGCACAGCAGCUUGUUACGAUGACCUACAUGUUUCAGAAGCUGUCCGCCGCUGAAAAUCAAAGGGGCUGGGUCAUCCAGAGCGGUGCUCACAGGACCCUGGUGAAGCUCCUCUCUACGACAGACAGCGGUGUGUUACUGGGAGCUCUGCUGGCUUUAAUCACUUUGGCUGAGAGCCCAGAGUACAAGAAUGAGAUUGGGGAGCCACCAAUAGUAGCAAGCCUACUUACCAUACUUCAGGAAUAUGACCUCCCAUCAAAGAGGCAAAGAAUCACCCAUUUGGGUGCGUGUGCAUGUGGGCUGAAACCUGGUGCCUCCUCCAGGAUGGCUGCAGAGCUGCUGAGGCUGCUCUCGCCGGUGCAGCGGGUCAGGGGCCGGGUGGGGGAGCUGGAGGGAGUGCCGGUGCUGCUGAGCCUGCUGCACGGCCGACACCUCCAGCUGCUCUGGAGCGUCACCUGGAUCCUGGUCCAGCUCUGCGAGGAUCCCGAUUCGAGGAGCGAGAUCCGGAGCUGGGGCGGAGUGCAGCCGCUCCUCCGACUGCUCAACAGUGACAGGCAGUAUGUGUCUGACCGCUCCUGCUUCGAGAAACUGUCCAGCUCUAACUCUGCCGAUCGCAUCCUGAGGGAGCACAUGGGCGACGAUGGCGGCCCGCUGGAGGAAUCCAACAGCUCUGUGGCCCUGAAGUCAGCCUGCUGUACAGCUCUGACUGAGUUGAGCCUGGAUGACGCGUCUGCUCACCACAUUGUGCUGGAGAAUGGGAUUUUUAUCAUCGCAAAAUUGAUUUUACCACAUUAUUCUGGACCAAAGGCCCAUUCUUUGCAGUGCUACGCUUUCCGGACCCUCCGAUUCCUCUUUAGCGUUGAAAGAAACAGACAUCUGUUUAAAAGACUCUUUCCCACAGACCUCUUUGAGAUGUUUAUUGAUGUUGGACAUUAUGUGCGAGACCUCGCAGCCUACGAGGGCCUGCAAACCAAAAUUUCCCUCCUCGCUGAGGAGGAGCUGGACAGCCUGAGAGAGAACAUUGAAGCUGUGGAUCAGAACCGGCCCCCCCUGAGAGUGGUCAACGGUUACUCCAUACUUGACCAUCUGGGCACAGGAGCCUUUGGAAGUGUCUUUAAGGUUCGAAAGCAGAGUGGCCAGAACCUUCUGGCUCUGAAGGAGGUCAACCUGCACAACCCGGUGUUCGGCAAAGACAAAAAGUCCAGAGACAGUAACGUGGAGAAGAUCAUCUCUGAGCUGACGAUCAUCAGAGAGCAGGCGCGCAGCUCCAUGACACACCCAAACAUCGUCAGAUAUUACAAAACGUUUCUGGAAGGUGAAAAGCUUUACGUCGUGAUGGAGCUGAUUGAGGGGGUGCCGCUGGCCGAGCACUUCAACUCUCUGAAGGAGAAGCAGCAGCGCUUCACUGAAGACAGAAUUUGGAAGAUAUUCAUUCAGAUGUGUUUGGCGUUGAGGUACCUGCACAAAGAGAAGAGGAUCGUCCACCGCGACCUCUCACCGAACAACAUCAUGCUGGGGGAGGAGGACAGAGUCACCAUCACCGACUUCGGCCUCGCCAAGCAGAAACAGGAGAGCAGCAAACUGACGUCAGUGGUCGGGACCAUCCUGUACUCCUGUCCAGAGGUGGUGAAAAACGAGCCGUACGGGGAGAAAGCUGACAUCUGGGCUCUGGGCUGCGUCCUCUAUCAGAUGGCCACGUUACAGCCGCCGUUCUACAGCAGCAACAUGCUGGCACUGGCCAGCAAGAUUGUUGAAGCCGCCUACGAGCCGGUAGAAGAAGAAGCUUUCUCUGAGAGGGUCACAGACAUGAUCAGAUGGUGUUUGAGUCCAGAUGCGGACCGGCGGCCGGACAUCGUAGCCGUCGGCUCCAGGAUCUCUGACCUCAUGAUGAGCCUCAUGGAUGGCCUCUACUCCUCCCACCACGCGCUGGAGCGAAGGGCUGAGAAGGAGAGGAAACGAGCACAGAAGUACUUCCUGGAAAGACAUAAAGCCACCUGUCACCAGGAGCUGCACGCUUUGCAGGAGAGACCUCUCAGGGAGGCUGAUUCGCCGGCUCAAAAUUCCUCAGCUGCAUGCUGUUCAGACCUCAGCCAGCAGCGCAUCACUCAAGGUGGCAGUUUUCAUAGGGCUCAGGUUUUCACGCCGGGCCGCGAAACCAGAGUGACAGGCCAAAAACGACCCGGGCGCUUCCACGGGGACACAAAACAUCCUGAAACCCAGCGGCACCCCAGACAUCACAGCCGAUCGAGAUUUUUCUCCUUUAAAGAUGAAACCAAGACCAGGUACGGCUCCGACACAAGAGACGAAAGCAGCAACACAACACAACACAAUGUCCCCCAUUGGUCAGAAAUGUGUGUGUGUGCUUGUGCUCGUACCCCAGUGUCCUCGGGGAUCUGUGUGUCCCAGAAGCGGCUUCGGCAGAUAGACGACCCCGUCCAGAGACUCCUCGUUCAGCUGCACAAAAUCAUCAGCAUCACUCAACUGCUCCAGGCCUCUCCAGAGCUGGUGGCCGCGUCAGACUGGUGGCCUCUGGUGCACCGCCUCCCAGCAGGCCCCCACCCUGCCGACCGCUCAGCCGAUGGGAGUCUCAAAGAUGGAGUUACAUAUCAGCAGAUGCAGGGGAUUAUCGAGGAGCUCCUGGAGGAGAACGGCUACUACGAAGCACCACAGAGCAGGAUCAAAGAGGAAAGAGAUAACCGAGGAAAGAAGUGAGAGACGUCUGUUCUCAUCUGAAACAUGGCAAGACUCAAAGUUGGCAUCAUACUCAUAGCAGUAUGAGUAUGUAAUCCACCCAGACUGGAAUCACUUUCACUGACAUUAUAAAGCUGUAAGAGUGCAGAGUAAAAGUCCAAACCGUGGCAUCGCCCACCUGCUUUUUGAACAGGUGUCAUGUGACCUUGGGAAACAAAUCCGAUUUGUUGCAUGAAUGUGAUGACGGUGGAAACUAAGUUCAGAUCAAACUGUAACUCUGCAUGUGGCGGUCAGACCGCUGAGCUGACGUCAAGCUUCCUGUUUCGUUGCACUUUCAAUUCUCAGGAUCAAAGAGUUGUGCCUCUUUACUGCACGUUCCAGCGCACAUGAGCCAGUUUCCUCCUUAUCAACGAGCUUUAUAAGAGCCUCAAUUCCACUUAUCACAUCUUCCACACCUGCGAAGGAUGUUUAAACCAAAUCAAAUGUUUUUUUUCCAGUAUUGUGCACAUUGUGACAUGCAUUAUGAAAUAGAAUUUAUUUUUCAGUGACGAUGAUUCAUAUUGUAUUUUUCUUUGGAGGACACUUUGUUCAUCGUAAUUGUGUGUGAUCUCUACAAGAAAUUAUUUAAUAAAC
Menidia menidia (Atlantic silverside) is the source of this 3768-nucleotide messenger RNA. NCBI's taxonomy places the organism in Eukaryota, Metazoa, Chordata, Actinopteri, Atheriniformes, Atherinopsidae. The record is from the annotation of a GenBank genome assembly.